CUGAACGUGAAUUUUACCCGGUUCAAGUGAUGAAGAGAACGUUGUAAAUACUUUCCCUCCACGUCGACAAUGAGUGUAUUCCAAUUCAUUCCAGACACUCAAUCAAAGACUCCGAGCAAAAUGGAGUGGAGUGAGGAAAAAAACAUCCUAUUGAUCAGAGAAGUUCUAAAUGUGGAGCCAUACAAUGCAAAGGAAAGGACAACACAAAGGGCUCAGCUAUGGCAACAAGUUGCAGACAAUCUGAACAACCAUCACAGCCCAAAAUUUAAGGUGGAUAAGAGAGCAGUGAGAGACCWYUUGAACAUGAUAAUUGAAAAGUUCAAGAAAAAGAUGAAGAAUGAGGAAAGUGCCAGUGGCAUUAGUCCAGAACUGACUGAACUAGAUGCUCUACUUGAGGAAGUCAUUGGACGUAUUGAGGUAGCAAAUGAAGUGGUUCAGGUAGAAAAAGAUAAAACCAAGGAAAAAAUGGAGAAAGAAAAAAAAGAAGCAGAAGAUGUCAGGCUUAAGGCAAUGGAGAAGCUAGCUGAGACUWAGAAAAGWAGUGGGGAUGAAGAACCAAAAGAGAAAAUCAGUAAACGGAGAAGAUCAAAUGGAACUGAUACAGUAAAUUACCUGCGAGAGAGGGCAGAAAUAGAGCAGCAAUACAGAGAACAAGAGCUAGAGAUAAAAAACAAGCAACUGGAAAGCAGCAUGCAACAUAAAGUGCAGUCAGAUCAACAACACAAGGAAUUUAUCCAGCUAGUCUUAAGUCAACAGCAGCAGCAACAACAGCAAAACCAGCAGCAGAUGCAGCAAUUCCAAAUGAUGCUCAACCAGCAGCAGCAACACCAACAGCAGUUGCUUAUUACCCUCUUGAGUAAGAAAACAGAUUAAUAUUUGAAAGUUUGUCUCCUUUUAUUGUACUGUGAGAAUUUUGGAGCUGUUGAUGAGACACAUUUUUCAAAAAUUGUUACAGGUUUCAUUCUC
This is a messenger RNA of Actinia tenebrosa (Australian red waratah sea anemone), 966 nucleotides long. RefSeq lists its product as uncharacterized. Lineage: Eukaryota; Metazoa; Cnidaria; Anthozoa; Actiniaria; Actiniidae. The record is from RefSeq and is a predicted model, not a curated record.